AUGCUAUACGUGACCAGAACACUAGAUGACUAUAUUGCUUUUUUAAUGUAUGAACUUGCUUCAUCGAUAUUUCAGAAUUACUUCAACAUUGAGAUAGUAAAUCAAUUCUCCUUGUUUCUUUCUGGGGUUUCGUCGAGAUCUGUUUUCGUUCCUCUUUUAAUCUAUAGCCCCAGGUCAAUGGACUUAAACUCAGUAAGUUGCCUUGCUAAUAGCAUUUCUCGAUUUAUUCACCUGGUAACAUGUCGAAUAUCAAAGAGUAUGCCUAUGGAGAAGGAUUACAGAAAUAUAGCUUCUUUCUUGAAGCAUUUGAAACCACUACUUGAUAAUGUCGCUGAUCAUAAGGCGCCUCUAGAUGAAAUUUUGUGUAAAGAGUGUGAAGAAUUGGAUGCAGCUGUCAAUGAGGCUAGAGAAUUCCUUGAGAAAUGGUCUCCGAGGAUGAGCAAGAUUCUUUGCGUUCUGCAAAGCAAGCCCUUUAUCCUGAAAAUCCAGAUAUCCUCAGUGAAGAUAUCUUCCAUUUUAUGUGAACUAGUUGAAUUACCGUCUACUUCGAGUCUAUCUGAUGCUCAGUUCUGUAAGCAGGAAUCUCAAAAUCUGAAGCUAGACAAAGUAUCAGAACUCAUAGAAGAGAUUCUUAGAAACCAAAAUGAAGGGAUAACUCCUCGUGCUGAUUAUCUCAUGUCAAUAGUUAAGACCCUCAACUUGACCUCAAAUCAGGAACUCUUCAGUGAGUUUAUUGCAUUGGAAAAGGAGAGAAUGAAAGCUGAAGAAAAUCAAACAAAAGGGGAUUUGAAUCAAAUAUCUCGUACCAUGAAGUCUAUGUCUCACAUUCGUGAUUGUGUGGUUAAGCUCGAGAACUUUGAGGCCAUGAACAACAUUCGGAUCCCCUCAUAUUUCCGCUGUCCUUUAUCUUUGGAAAUCAUGCUGGAUCCAGUUAUUGUUGCUUCUGGGCAAACCUACGAGCGGGCUUCCAUACAAAAAUGGCUAGAUCAUGGAUUAAAAACUUGUCCCAAAACUGGUCAAAAACUCUCACACAGCAAUCUUAUCCCCAAUUAUACAGUUAAAGCUCUUGUAGCAAAUUGGUGUGAGGAAAACAAAAUAAAUGUCUCGAACAACCCUGGGGGUGCUGAUAUUGUCGCUGUUCAAUCUCAGCCUGAACAUAUCAAUCAUGAAGAUGAUCUCCAAUGUUCUUUACAAAGGAUAAAUUCAACAUCAAGAUCCUCUUUUGAAAUCAGACAUGGCUUUGAGAAGCUGAAGGUUGAUGGUGCUUCUGGACUCAAGGAUGAAAGAUUUGGUGUUUCGGGGGACAAGACGGCUGAAAAGUUUGACCACUCAUCCCCCGAACAUUCAUAUGUACACAGUAGGAGCGAAUCAGCAUCAAGUGCUGUUUCCAGCAUUGAUUAUCUCCCUGUAGCAUCUACUGAUACCUCAAGGAUAUCAAGUAAGCAGGAUGAUAUGAGUGACAGAUCAAGGGAUAUAUGUCUCACACCUACAUCAAAUCGAAAUUCUGGGGUUUCUCUUUCUUUAUCUGCAAAACUGUAUCACAGCUCAAAAACAAUGUCCGAAAUGGUGGUGAAUGGAAAACACAACCCCUCUAGAGUACACUCAUUUUCAUCUGAAUCGGGUUCUAAUGCUUCGACUUCUACUUUCCAUGUUGAAAAACUCAUUAAAGAGUUGAAGAGUGAAUCGACCGAAGUACAGACAGCUGCUGCAGAAGAAUUGAGGUUUCUUGCUAAGCAUGACAAUGAGAACCGUGUUGUUAUAGGCUGCAGCGGGGCCAUUGCUCCAUUAAUAUCACUGUUGCACUCAGAUGUGAAGCUAACCCAAGAGCAUGCGGUCACUGCGCUUUUGAACUUAUCAAUUAAUGAAAAGAUCAAGGUUAUGAUUGCAGAAGAAGGCGCAAUUGAACCCCUUAUCCAUGUUUUGAGAACUGGAAAUGCUGGAGCCAAGGAAAAUGCUGCAGCUGCUCUUUUCAGUCUCUCUCUUCUGGAUGAGUGCAGGAUAAAAAUUGGCCGAUCGGGGGCAGUUAAAGCAUUGGUUAAUCUUUUAGGAUCUGGUACACUGAGAGGGAAGAAAGACGCUGCAACUGCCCUAUUUAACCUAUCUAUCUUUCAUGAGAAUAAGGCUCGUAUAGUUCAGGCAGGAGCAGUAAAAUAUCUGGUUGGGUUGAUGGCUCCUGAAACAGAAAUGGUUGAUAAAGCUGUGGCUCUUCUUUCAAAUUUGUCUACUAUCAAAGAAGGAUGCUCAGCUAUUGCUCGAGAAGGGGGUAUACCAUUACUGGUUGAAAUUGUUGACAUGGGAUCUCAACGAGGAAAGGAAAAUGCUGCCUCAAUACUUCUACAACUGUGCAUUAAUAGUUCUAGCUGUUGUCGGAGUGUUCUACAAGAAGGAGCUGUCCCACCUCUUGUCGCAUUGUCUCAAUCUGGCUCUCCAAGAGCAAAGGAGAAGGCACAACAGCUUCUUAGUCACUUCCGCAACCAGCGUGAGAGUACUGCGGUGAGAGGGAGGCCGUGA
Fraxinus pennsylvanica is the source of this 2511-nucleotide messenger RNA. The record is from the annotation of a GenBank genome assembly. NCBI's taxonomy places the organism in Eukaryota, Viridiplantae, Streptophyta, Magnoliopsida, Lamiales, Oleaceae.